Messenger RNA from Poecilia reticulata (guppy), 5180 nucleotides. The record is from RefSeq and is a predicted model, not a curated record. NCBI's taxonomy places the organism in Eukaryota, Metazoa, Chordata, Actinopteri, Cyprinodontiformes, Poeciliidae.
ACAGCUCUACCCACUGCACCACUGUGCAGCCGGUUUUUAUAUAAAUAUGUAAAAUAACGUAAUGACCCAACAGAACCGUGUGGUUCUGGAAACCUGUUUGGACCGUGGAGGUUCUGACUCAACGUUCUGUUACAUUGAAUGAACCUCAGAUCUACUGCCUGUUUCUGCUCAACCGAACCAAAGAGUCCAACAGAACCAAACCAAAGUCCUGUUGCGUUAACGGGACUCUAACGCCGCCAAUCAGUGGGGGGGAGGAGGGGGAGGGUCCCGCUGAUUGGCCUCCCCCCCCCUGAUUGGCCUUCGGUGGUCAUCAGCGACAUGAGCAGCAGCUUCUGCUUGCUGCUGAAGCUGCAUCUGCUCGGCUCUCCAGCAGGAAGAGGAGCGCUGACGAAUCACCGCUGGAUGCCGUUUCCUAGGCGACGGUGAAGUACGCAGUUCCUGUAAACCUGAUGAUUUAUCAGAUAAUUCCUGCUGCACAUUAAAGCAGGUCAGAGAAAAGAUGCUGAGAUCAUCUGUGCUCCGACCUCAGAGCGACCACAUCCAAGCUGUGACAUCACCGCGGGGGGCGUGGCCACAGCAGUCACCUCAGUUCAGACUCCCACGGGCAGGUGAAGAUAAGAUCAGAUGAACUUUCCUGAUCUCAGUCAGACGGACCAAAGCGCUGCGGCAGCAGAGCAACCAGCAGAUGUGUAGUAUGAUAAGGAAGUCAGMAUGAAGCAGAAACCAGCUGAGGGGCUGACAGGAAGCGCCGCGCCGCGCCGCGCCGCGCCGCGCGGCAACACGAACUACUGCAGCGACUCAGUCUGGACUGAAAAAAUAGCUUCACUUGUGAACAAAAUGUUCAGCUGCUCCAGUCACACAUUUGAACAAUAAACUAUCUAUCUAGAUCUAUAUAGAUCCACGUAGUUCCAUCAAACCGCUCCACAAACAGCUUUAAUCACGAUGGUAACUAGACAAUGAUCACGAUCCAGCUAUGAUUUACUGCGUUCACACCGCAGACUUCAAGCUCCGGUUUGGCAGAAAUCAGAUUUUUUUUUCCAUUUUACUAAUUAAACCCGACCGCAGCCACACGACCCAAAGGAUGUGCAGAAGAAGAACGCAGUCACCGCCCUGCGGCGCUGUGUUGGGGGCGGUAAAGAUGCCCGCCGCCCUGCGGCCCUGUGUUGGGGGCGGUAAAGAUGGCCGCCGCCCUGCGGCGCUGUGUUGGAGGCGGUAAAGAUGGCCGCCGCCCUGCGCCGCUGUGUUGGAGGCGGUAAAGAUGGCCGCCGCCCUGCGGCGCUGUGUUGGAGGCGGUAAAGAUGGCCGCCGCCCUGCGGCGCUGUGUUGGGGGCGGUAAAGAUGGCCGCCGCCCUGCGGCGCUGUGUUGGGGGCGGUAAAGAUGGCCGCCGCCCUGCGGCGCUGUGUUGGGGGCGGUAAAGAUGUCACUUUGAAAACUAUCAGAUGUAUUUCCACAGGUGGAAGUGGAACCGGUGGGAUUUUGUUUGGGGUCUACAGAUCGGAGUGGGCUCCUCUGCAGAGGAAAAGCCGGAUCUCGUUUGGCUGCUGCUGCGUUCGACACUUUGACCUUUGGGAGCGAAGCUGACCGUCUAAACUUCAACCCCAUCUGUCAGCCAUCAGCUGAGAUUUUACUUUGAAAAUCACCAACUGUCUUAAAAACCGGCAUGAGGAGAAGAGAUGCUCCAAACAUCUGUCCAUGUUUUCUUCGUCUGGGGGACAGUCUGUCUCCAGGAGUCUCGGUCCAGUCCGGGGAAACGUCCAGGUCCAAAACCCGGUGCUCCGUCAGAUCGUCAUACUUUAUUAGCAGCUGUCUGACAUCCAGUUUCACGGUGUGUGUUGUAGUGGCUGCAGUUUUAGCUCCUCCUGCUUUAAAUAAACUUCUAUCCCGUCAUCAAAACAGUUUAUUGACUUAUUUUUGUCGUAACUUGUCGUGUUUGCUGAACCGACAGACGUCUUAAUGCGCAGGCAGCAUCUGAUGAUCUGACAGAACCCUGGUCCAGAUCCAGAACCCUGGUCCAGAUCCAGAACACCGGUCCAGAUCCAGAACCCUGGUCCAGAUCCAGAACCCCGGUCCAGAUCCAGAACCCUGGUCCAGAUCCAGAACCCUGGUCCAGAUCCAGAACCCUGGUCCAGAACCCUGCAGUCUGACUUCCUGUUCUCUCUGUGGAAGAACCGUGGUCCGAUCUUCUUCCUGGUGUUGGUUCGGAUCCUCCUCACCUCUCUAAAGGUCCCACCACGGCAUUUCAAUCAGCUUGAGUCUGGACUUCGACUAGGCCACUGUGUCUGCUGCCGAUGAGCUGCUGUGACUGGUCCAGUCAGGAACUGCAGGCCUGUGGGAGUCAGUCAGGCCCACACCAUCACUCUGCCACCACCAUGCCUGACAGCGUCGGCUUCUCCUGAGCUGCUGGUUUCCUCCAUCUUGGUCCAACGUUUCUGCUCUGGUCUCAUCUGCUCUGCAUCCAGAUGUGGCUCUACCAACCUCAGGCCGGCGGCCAUCUUGUUUCUAGAGAGAGGCUUUCUGUGUGAUGACCUUUAACCUUUAACCUGCUAUCUUGGGGUCUUUGCUGAGCAGCAGCAGCUUGCCGGCAUUAACCAGCAGGAGAUCCUCCUCAGAUCUUUAGAGCAUAUUAUUUUAUCUUGUUUCUGCUGAGAGUCGGCGGUUCUGAUUGGUUCUGAUUGGUUCUGAUGGGUUCCGAUGCGUUCCGAUCGGUGCCGCUGGGGUGAAACCAGGACAAAUGGGCGAGACGAUCCUCGGCUUCUGGAAUCAGCAGCGUCAGCAUCAUGCUGACUGUCACAGAGUCAGAGAUCAGAGGCUUCAGGAUCUGGGUCAUUGAUCCAGAUGAUCAGAACCGGCAGGAUCCAAUCCUCCAUCAGCGCCGGGGCAGCAGGCUCUGAUGGAUGGUUGGAUGCAUGAUGGAUGGAUGCUGGAUGGAUGGAUGCAUGAUGGAUGGAUGCUGGAUGAUGUGCUCUGCUGUGACUCAGUCUGUAGGAGUUUCUCUGUUUUUGGGUUUUUCUCACAGAUAGAUGCUAAUCAGCAGACAGGAAGUUGAUCAGCUUUAUCAGAUGGACGCUCUGAUAGGAGGAAUCUCCCCGAUCGGUUAUCUGACCCCAGAUCAGAUCUGAUGGUCAUAAAUAAGCUGAUCUGACAGCAGAUGAAUCAGAACCUGACCAGAACACAGAGGAGCCGACAUGCUGCUGCUUCGCCGCGCCGCCGACACGCUGCUGGUCCUGUGCAGUGCAUUGUGGGUAAUCUCCGGGCAGCUGCCCUGUGACUCCACGCUGGUUUUCUCCGACGUUCCUCCGGCUGGAGGAAACGGGAACGUCCAUCAGCGCUCGCUGUCGCCGUGGAGCUGGAGGUCCAGCACGGUGAAGAACCGGAUCCCGUCCACCAUCUGGGAGGCCAGCUGCAGCACCAAGUUCUGCUCCGGACCCAAACCGGGUCAGGAGGGAGAACACGACUGGAACUCUGUCCCGAUCCACCAGAACAUUCUGGUUCUGACCCGGAUGGAGGGCAGCCGCUGCUACAACGCCUCCUACCUCUCAGUGGCAGUGGGCUGCACCUGCGUCCGGGCCAGCACCGAGCAGAACUAGAGACCGGAACCAGAACCGGAACCGAGCAGAAUUAGAGACCGGAACCAGCACCGACCAGUACCAGAACCAGAACUCUAUGGUUGAGUAGUUUGAUGGAAACGGUUCUGAAUCCAGUUUGAUGUUCUGGUUCGACCCGGUUCCUCUGAGGUCCGGUCCUCCUGGUUCCGAUCCGUUCUGUUCAGAACUCUGACGGCUCCUCUUCCUCCUCUGAGCUCUGCGUUUCCAUAGAUACCGAUAUUUUCUGGUUCUGAUCAAAUUUAUGAACACGGACUCGGACAGAACCGCCGUCGUCCGGCCCGGUUCUGAACCUUUAUGGUUCAGAACCGCAGAUUUUCCCAUUCCUCGCUGAACUCGGUUCUGUUUGUGGUUCUGAUUCUAAAAUGUUCUGUUUAGUAUUCAGAUCCUUUGGACUCUUUCUGAACAGAAAUGCUGGAAAAUAUAAAGAUGUUGAAUCUUUAUUUGGGUUCUAAUCCGGUUCUGGUUCUGGUCCAGCUGAAGUUCUGUUUGAAUGUUUUUUAAUUCUUUAAUUUCAUACAAAUAAACUGAAGAAAUGUGAAUAAAAUCCAUCCAGUUCUGUUUGUUAGCGUCAGGUUCUGAACCGGUUCUGAACCGGUUCUGAACCGGUUCAGAACCGGUUCUGGUUCUGAACCGGUUCUGAACCGGUUCUGGUUCUUUGGGUUUAUCGGUUGAUUUGAGGUUUUCCUUUUCUCUCAUAUCUUCUGGUUUCACUGACUGGCUGUUGGUUGAAUUAUUAUAUUUAUUACAUUAAAACGUAACUACAGCAGAACUUUAUUACAGUAACACGGAACCACCAGCAGGGGGAAGCAAAUCCCGCGAGGCUGUAAGCAGCUUCCUUUAAACUCGGUUUUCCAGCAGGUUCGCUGCUUUGGUUCAGGCUUUAAAGGAAAACUGGAGAGAAAAUGGAGAGAAACUGGAGAGAAACUGGAGAUCUACACGUCUAGAGGAAUUCUUCAUAACCUGGAAAAUACUGUACAGCUGUGAACAGACCUGUAGCCAAGCUGGAUAUUUUUCAUAGAUACAUAAAUUCUUAAUCUCCUGAGAGACACGCAGGGGCUCAACGAUGCUGUAAUAUUCAAUAAAAACAGCAAAAAAUAUAAGUUAACAGGAGUUUUGUGAAAACAUUGCAAAGCUUUAAGGCAGAACUAUAGAAAGUGGUUUGUUCUUUUAAAGUAUGGCCGCCAGGGGGCGCUGUGCGGGCCUCAGAAAGUUGGCAGGAAAUGAGGUAAAUAAAAGCCAAUGAAUUUUCAAUCUUAAACAUUUUAUCAUUAUUUUGUUCUGUUUUUCAAUCACUUUAAAAAUAAAAUCUAACUUAAAAUAACUGAUUUACAUACUACAUCUCCUUCUCAUUUUCCAAAUGGCUGCCAGUGAAGCUAUGCUAGCCUUGGUUCUCAAGGUAGCUUAGCAUAGCAUAGCAUAGCGAGACCAAACUGGAAAACUUUCUGAUAAGAAAAAGACCAAACGAGCCGCCCGGCAGCCCCGCCGUGAAGGAAACGACUGUGGAAAUGAAAUCUGAUGGGAUUACCAUCAAAUAUUACACGUUUGCUUAGAAUCAAGAGAGAUUGUGAUGACCA